Purpureocillium takamizusanense is the source of this 1060-nucleotide messenger RNA. RefSeq lists its product as uncharacterized. The coding region runs from base 100 to 792 and encodes 230 amino acids. NCBI's taxonomy places the organism in Eukaryota, Fungi, Ascomycota, Sordariomycetes, Hypocreales, Ophiocordycipitaceae. The record is from RefSeq and is a predicted model, not a curated record. The transcript is spliced from 2 exons.
GUGCCAGGAGCCUCUGAGACACACCAUCAACCUCCCAACCGCCAGCCACCCCGUCCAUCUUAUACGGGACGCUGCGUCGCGCCCCCGGCCUCUCCCCUCAUGCAACAGCGUAAAGAUAGCGACAAAACUGCCGGAAACAUGCUCUCCUUUACCCCGACACCCAUCUUUUCCGGCACAUGGGGCCAUCAUCGCCCGUCGGUCUCGUCGCCACUAUCAUCCUCUCCCAUUCGCGCGACGUCUCCCCUCUCCCCGAUUCACGAGAACACGCUCUCGCAGCGCCAGACGCAGUCGUCUCCCAUACAGCCUCCAAAAUUCAAGUACGCGGCGCGUCCGACGCGUCCGAAUCCCGUAGUUCGGAGACGCGAACUCGCACAAGAGUCAAGACGACACACGUUUUUGCAGAGCGUGCGCCAAAAAUCCGACGAUAGGGCAUGGCAAAGACGGGACAUUGAGGGCCAGUUUCUCAGAACAAGCUGGCUGGACGACCGUGGCCGCUUGGCGCGUGACGCGCCCGAUUUUACAGAGGCGGACAUCGACAACGCCAUGGCCUUUCACGAGGAAGUCGAGCAGCCACAUGAGAAUGACACGGUCAUGGACACGAAUCCGGAGGACGAGGAGCUCGAAGCCAUGCUAGCGUCCUACGAGCAACAGCAGCUCACACCUUCCCAACGGCCACCAUCUCCAACGCUUUCGGACGAAGACUAUGACGACAUCUUCGCCGAGCUGAUAUCACAAGAGCAGUCGCGGCCGGAGUUUUCACAAAACUCUUCUGACCAUAUGGAUAUGAGUUAAGCGUGUCUGUUUCCUUUCUGGGGACACGCGACAGGACCACAGAACAACGGCGUUUUGGGACGGGGCCUAAGGGGGUCACAGGCGUUUCUUGAUCUGCGUAUUGAGCGAUUACUUGUAUUUAGUACCUUCUGGUCGAUAUUGCACGGCAUUCGUGUACUCAAGAUGGCGCACAUGGGUAUCUGAGGGCAUGAGAUGUCCAAAAAACAAGGAAAUCUACUGUGGGUUGCACUGGUCGUCGGGCCCUGCGAACGCUUCUUGCGCCGAUGCC